Molecule: messenger RNA, 723 nt
Organism: Arctia plantaginis
Lineage: Eukaryota; Metazoa; Arthropoda; Insecta; Lepidoptera; Erebidae
Source: the annotation of a GenBank genome assembly
AUGAAGGCCUUAAACUCUCUUUGUCUUUAUUUGGUCUUAAUAACUACAUGUGCCGCCCGCAACCCUUGUAAAAAAAUAUGCAUAUUUGACAACGUAACCUGCGUCACAAGAGGCGGAUUCAAUAUGUAUAAGAAUGUUGUCCAUGGAGAGAAAGGUUUAAUCAUGCCUUUGGAUCCUUUACAUAUAGAAGAAAUCGACGGAGAAACGGCUUCAGUGAAAUUUAAAUUAACUAAAAUUAAAAUGUGUGGUUUGAAAAACUGUGAAGUUACAAAAGCGACGGUAAAUGCGACGGACGACAUCUAUAAACAAUAUCUGUACUGUCCUAAAUUGGUUUCACAUUUUCACUUCAAAGCUCAAGAACUAUCGGAUAAUCCAGAACUUUAUGGAACAGGUGAAGCUACGAUAGAGGCUUAUGAUUAUAAUAUAGUAAACUACGGAAAAUAUUCGGUAUUUGUAAAUAAAGAUCACAGGCCACAUUUUUUUGUAAAAACUCAUGAUUCGAAAUCGCGCCUUAAAGGAAAACUAGUAUUUGAAAUUACACAGGGCUACAUUGUAGACAACCUCACAGUAAAUCAAACAGAGGCGUACAUAAACCAACAUUCGACGCAAACAGAAGAUUUUAUACAGAAACCUAUUGUCAAGAGAGCCAUGUCAAUUUUAUGGAAAAAUACUGACAUUUUCGUCAGAAAGUAUACAAUGGGCGAAAUAAUUCCUGAACAUUAA